Caenorhabditis auriculariae is the source of this 13172-nucleotide messenger RNA. NCBI's taxonomy places the organism in Eukaryota, Metazoa, Nematoda, Chromadorea, Rhabditida, Rhabditidae. The record is from the annotation of a GenBank genome assembly.
AUGGGUAACUUUGCGAACAUCCAUUUUUGUUCUUGCUUAUUCCGCGUUAGCUUGUCAAGAUUUUUCAUUCUCCAAGCCACAGAACCCCUCCGGGAGCAAUCCCUUCGACGCGCGCGACCUACUUCUGUGCAUGCGCCUUUAAUUGGAUUUAUUUCCAAACGAUUUGCCAUUCUCCAAUCUACAAUAAUUUCGUGAAAACGGCUGGGGGAAAAGUCAAAUGAAGUGGUCUAUCUUGAUAAUUCGCAAUAAUCAAGACGGAGUAUGAGAAUAAAAUCAAUGAACACCGAAAAAACAAAACAAAAAAAAAAUACACACUGCACCAAAAAGACGCCAUCAUUUUUUUUUGGCAAAUGAGAGCAUUUUCCAAGGCGAACGUUCGCAUUACCAUUUACCGCUUAUUGAAUACGAAAAUGACAUUCGCCGGUGAAUGCAUUUUCCUCGGUGAAAGUUUUUUGCAUACGGCUUCAAAAUAUUUUGAAUGUCAAACAGCUAACUCCACGUCCAAGGCUGCAAUAUCUUUCGCGUCAAUGUUUCAUGUACAGAUGACGAUGACCCUCUAAUAAGGCUGCAUUUUUGACUUUUUUUUAUCUUUUAAAUCAAAGAAGAUCAACGAUAAAACAUCGACGCGAAAAGGUACUGUCUCAGCAGGGGCGGAGUUAGCUAUUUGACUUUCAAAAUCUGAACAAACUUUAUUCAUUUCCUGCGUUCCCUUGAAUUCCUCAACCUAAUUUUGAACGCAGAAUUUAUUUUAAAAUUUUGCAUUCGAAAAUCUUUUUGAAAAAUUUUUGGUCGAAUCGUUCUAUGAUCAUAUGAACGCAAAUUCGCAAUAUUUAUUGGUCCUCAUUUGAUUUGAACCUUAAUUCGAAGAGUUUGAAAAACAAAAUAUGACAUGAAUUAUGAGAAUUAAUAUUUUUCUCAGUCUUCCGGCCUUGGAUGACAUGGGGUUUUUUGUGUUGAUUUCUCGAAAUUUGCCUUUUCAGCGUGGAACAAAGCUCGUCUGAAAAGACAGCUUGUCGUCGUAUGCGGAAUCCUUUUUUGCGCGUUGUCAACCGCUUCCGCCCAAUGUGAGUUUUUUUUUUCAAUGAAUUAAAGUACAGGGUGGCCCAAAUGUAUUGUCGCAUAUAAAAAUAAAAGUAAACUUGUGCAGACACAAUGGAUUUUGAUGGAGGAUAAAGAUGGAGGAUUACGAGCUUACAGCUUUUGAGAUGUUUACUUUCUUCCAAAACGUCAGCGAAAAAUGACCUUCCUGAAGCUUUUUUACGUUUAUGCUUCUAGAUUUCCUUUGGGUAAGCCCACUGGAUUGAAAGUUGGCAUGAGAGAUGAUGAGAGGUUUCUAAAAAUAUUUAUCACUUUAAUUUAUCUGUGUUACACUUCUGGCUCGAUUACCAUCAAGAAAUCGUCGGCAGACCCACACGACAUGAUCGAACUUAAAAAAAUCCUCAUAAGUCAGCUUCCCAAACGUUUCGAUUACUCAUCUUUCGCAAUAUACACCUUUCAUCAAUGAGGCACAUAAGGAAAAAAGAAUUAUAAAAUUUUAUUUUACGAGAGAGAAGAAAUUUUUUUUCGCAACGGACUUUUUGAGCUGCGUGCCAGCAAUGUCAAUUUUUCGUCUGUGUCAGCCAGACAAAACUUGCUGCUAUUUGUGUGUACCUCAGCCGAUUUAGGUGAAAUUUUCGGGAAACCUAGAAAAAGGGACUAGAAUGCUACAACAGAAGUAACUUUCGUCCAAAACUUUUUUCACUUACUAAAAUAACCUGUUUAUUUUAUGCGACAAUACUUUUGGACCACCCUGUAAUUUGAAUGAUGAUUACAAGUUUUUGAUAACACCUGGCAAAUGACUACCUUAAUUGAUGUUUCUAGAUAAAUGUUGCCCGGGUUCGAUGUGGUCUUAUCCAUCUGGGGAUGCUGUUCCCCCUGGAUGCGAUGAUUCUAAAGUCAGUUGCACGGAAGGCUCUGUUCACGUUGAACAACCUUCUACGGAAUCAACAAUAGUUCCGAAUUUUUUGUCACGAGCUACAAAAACCGGAGCCAUCAUUAUAAUCGACAACGCGGGUGUAACAUUAAGAAUGCGCAAACUGAAAAAGAUUGUUCACAAAGGACUAGGUACGACUUUUAUUCAAUAAAAAUAUUCAGUGUUUUAAAACCUUCGAAGACUAUAGUCUGUGUACCACGAUUUGGAAUUUCACCGAACGAUAUUCCGCUGUUCCGCUGCGCGCCUUUGCGAACCUUUGUUUUUUCAUUUUAUUUAACAACUCGACCAACACGUGUUCCUAGUGAAACAGUCCAUCUAUCCGAAAUGAGAACCAUUUCAAAGCGAGACCGAGGCUCAGAAAGACGCUUCGCGACGCAGCGGAACAGCGGAAUGUCGUUCGGUGAAAUUUCAAUUCGUGGCACACAGACUAUAUAUGUAAAAAGAAAAGAGGAUCCUCGAAGGUUCACGGCGUUCUUUUCAGUGGAAGAAAAUGCAGACAAAAAAAAAUACCAGGGGCGGGCGCCUUAAAUCGUACGACUACCGUAGUUUUGAUCUGUUCAGGACCCGUUUUUUUUUUCUAAAUUUCUGCGUUCCAUCCAUUAUUUGUUUUCCUGAAGCUAGGUUUUCAAGAUUUCAAACGAUUUAUUUUGUUGUUUUGGUCUGAUGUAAUCGACUAGGCGGUACCGUAUGUUCUUAAAACGAGUUUAUCCCGUUUUCCAAAGAUUUGAAGUGGUUUUCGACUGUUUUUGUGUUUCACCGCGGUGAACAAGAAUUUUAAAAGCUAUAACGAACAACCACUUUUGGGGAACUAGAAGUCCAAACGUGUACUCGAAAGAGUUGAAAGCAUGGUCUUACGGUCCUUCGCCUCGUCCUUCUGCGCGUAGUCCAUCCAGUUGCGCCUUGACGAGCUCAGAAUGUAGCGGAUGUUGAGCUGGAGCCCGGAGACCGUGCUCUAGGUGGAAGCCUCAGAAUGAGAGCGAUCACUUCGAGUGAAGAUUUUACACGGAAUAUUUAAAAAAAUGAAAUGCUUCUCGAAUAUUCCUUAUUACACUCUUUUUUUAUAUUUAUACUUGCUUUUUUUCAAUGGGAGCUGAUUCACCUUCAUAAUAUUUUUUAAAUUUUCUAAUCAGUAAUUUAGAGUUUUCCCCUCUCAAAAAGGUUCCUCAAUGUUUUUUUAACGUAAGUGAAUGUUUUUUAACAUCACUUUCUUCAAACUGGCAAGAUUUCAAACAUUUCAGGAACUGUUAUCCUAAAACUGCGAAUUCAUAAAUUGAAUAAAAAAAUUUCGAGUAUGCGAUAGUGCGUCUCGGUGUGUUUACACCCUAAGCAUCAUAAUUUACGAGAAGUCUUACCACUAAAUUUUAGCCAUUCAAGAGGUUAUAACCAGUAACGUUACUAACUCGAUUACUAUGGUGGCCACUAAAACGUCGAAACCCUAAAGUGGUCAUUCAAAAUGUUCUCAGCUUCUUCUACCUCGAGUUGCAAGCCAAAAUCCGCGUCCCAACGCUUCACUCAUGUUAGUUUUGCAGGUCCGGCUGUUCACUUAAAAAAUUCCAAGUUGGUCGAUGACGAAUCAUUUAACAGUCUGGAAAUAAUAGAAGUGGAUGAUCCUUAUGUAUAUUGCAAAAAUCGGGACCUUCUGCUUUUCGAAGGAAAUGUCUCAAAGGAAGUGAGAAACCUGCUGGAAAAAGUAGCAAAUAAGGUGAUUAUUUUUUCCACAGUCUUGAACUUGAAAUUAAAAUGAAUUGAGUUUUUGAACGAACUGAAAAAAGCUUUUGCCGCAAGUAUAAUGUUUUGAAGUGUCGUGUUUGUUCUGCGGUUGACUUUAUGUCGACCUUAAGUCCCGAAAUGACUUGCUUUGAAAGUUCUUCAUUCCGAACGCGUUUUUUAGUUGGACGCUACUUCGAAAAACUUUGAAACUUCUAUGAAUCUUUCCAUUGAACUUACGACCAAAUACUCCAAAAAAGCGAAAUAAAACCAAAUUUGGAUUUCUUUUCUAUUCAGACUCUCGAAAAUUGUACCACGACAGCAGCACCAACAACAGUGCCAACCACACAACCAACAACAGAACUAACAUCAGAACCAGUCAUCACGACUACGACGACUUUCAACACCACCAUCGGCAUUGUGGCAAACUCUCAGCAAUGCGGGCAAAAUUCGUCAGCCGCUGCCUCAGCGCGAGCUCAAGCCAACGCCGAUCGGAAAGACUGCCCUAGCUAUUGCAGCAGUAUUUAUAAUAGUUUUUUGGGCGUCUAACAUAGUUAUUUGCAGCCGGGAUGCUCAUCACAGCGAUAAUAAUUAUCGUUGUGCUUUUGAUCCUACUGGCCAUCUCGACGUUUGCCGCUCUCAGAUUGUUUUUCUUCAGGAAAAACGAGGACGCCGAAAUCGCCAAUCACUGUAUGAUCAUUUCCAUAAGUCUUUGUGUACUUUAUUAAAAUUUCGAUAUUUUCCUAAUCAGAGAUCAUUGGACAGCCAUAGUGUAGAUACCUAUUUGUGAGAACAUUUGCAAUGUUAGGCACAUUGGAUCAUUGGAUUAUCUCUUUUUUGGAAGUUUUACAAGAAGUUUGAAAAGCGAAAAUCGUAUAAAUACCGUUUUUUCGUUUUUCCCGCUUUGCUCACUCCGAGUUUAGAACUUUUUCAAAACUGGAUUACUGGAUAAGCCUUUCCAUCACUCCUCGAAAUAUAGAUACUCAUUGGGAAUAGGAGUUUUGAGAAGGACAAAAAAAAGGUGAAAACCAAAAUCUCCCGAAAAUGUUUACCCCUCCUAUCCGAUGAUGGUUCUCGCUUGUGUAUACAGUUAUCUCAAAAACUUUUCUUGGAGGUGAAAGCAGUGUACUAAGGUAUCACUUCAGUGAGAAUGUUCAAUCACUUCAACAUCCCAGAGCAAUGAAAAAAUUCCAUAGACUUAUCUUCAUUUAUUCGGCCUUGAACGCUCAAAUACGUUUUCUUCAAACCUCGACCCCUUGCAUCCAAGCAAACUUUUGAAGUCAAUUGUUUUACAAAAUAAGACAUGAGACCCUCAACUACAUCAAGAGAGAAAACGUGACCUCUCAAUAAAUUGUCUGAGCCCCCUACACACCGAGAGACGAACAUUUGGAAAAACUAUCCUUUCGAUCUGCCUCAGCUGGCCUAGCUCAUUACAAGUAGUUCUUGUUUGAAGUCAGGUAAAUUAUGGGCCUUAGGACUAUAACCGCGCAAAGCUUCACCGAGCCUUGACGUGUUAUUUAGAUGUGUGUAGAACCGACAUUGCUCUUGGAUCUUUAUUAAAGCAACUCAGCACCGCCACUUAAAAUUUUCUAAAUUUUUUCUUCUUUUUGGGCUGCGCCUAUUCCGCCAGGUUAUUUUUUCAACGUGUAGUGGUUGCAUCCCUAUUAGAGUUCUCAAAACCAAACGUUUGAACGAACGUUCAACCAAACAUUUUUCAAACUUUGACCUUUGAUUGAAAUUUCGAAAUCGAACGUUUGAUCGCAAGGAACAUUCAUUAAAUAUUUGAAAAAGUUUGAUCAAAAAAACAAACGUUCGUUUUCGUUUGAAAAACUUUUGAUCGAAAAACCAAACGUUCGUUUAUCGCUUGGAAAAAGUUUGAUCGAAAAAACAAACGUUUGUUCUCGUUUGAAAAAAAGUUUGGUCAAAAUAACAAACGUUUGUUUUUUUCGGUCGGAAAAACGCUUGAUCAUAACUUGAACGAUUUGAAUGUGACCUUUUUCGAUCAAUGUUUAAAAAAAUGAAAUUUUUUUCGAAAUGUUGAAAACAAACUUUUUCAUGUUUUCAAACUUUCAUUUUUUUCAAACGUUUGGUUUUGAGAACUCUAAUCCCUAUAUAUAACUAUAAUUACCCUAGAGUAGUUGAAAUUAUCCGUAAUGGAGAAUAAUUCGUCUUGCAGAAGCAUAUUGAACACGGGUUGGUCACAUUGCUCAAAGCGCAACUGGCGGGCAGUAGGGAGAGAUGAAUAAAUAAUGUGUCCAAUCGCUAGAUCACUAAUGUGGCCAUCAAGGGACAGAAGCUCGCUGACCCAUGAUUUUCCAUUGAAAUGAAAAAAACGGAAAUUUUCAAAAAUCAAAAGUGCACAAAGACUUAUGGAACACCCUAAUAUUUCGAUUUAGUUUUCCGUUUACAGUCAAUCCUUCCCGAAGAAAGGAGAAAUAGAUAGAUCUCUUUCUGAAGAUCAGGACAUGUGAAGUCUUAGAUUCCCAAAGCAAAAAAAAAAAAUGACAACAAGCUUGAAAAAUUUUGUUUUCUUGUUGCAAAAUCUAACUAUCGAAUUUAGCUGUUUAAGCAAAUUUUGUUCGAAAUCUAUAAAAGAAAUAUAUUAAAUACUCGAAAGUUACACUAACGAUAACUGCCGAGUCUGGGAAGAGAAAAAUGCUAGGUCGGUGGCGGUACAUUAACGAUAUCGCAAACAAUUCGCUCUGUCUUCGCGCGAGUUACACAUUUUUCUCGCUUUACUCACGCAGCUGGAAAAGUUCCGAAAUGCGAGGUCGCGUCCCGAGAAAAAUGCGAGAUCCGCGCGAGGAGAGAGCGAGAUGUUUGCGAACUCGUCAAUGGGCCUCGCGUUUAUCUCGGCAGUUAUUCUUAAUGAAUGUGCUUUUGAAAUGUUUCUUUGAUACUCUCAUGUGUGAUUUUUUCAGUGUCUUAUGUCACACAAAUAUUUAAUUUGAUGAUGUACAUCCAAUCUGGCAGAGAUAAGGCUAUGCGUUAGUUGAUAAAUUCGUAUCGUUUUUUUUCAUUCAGAGCUUUUGCAGUCAACUCGUCAAUGAUGGAUGGCCUGUCUGCGAAGCGUUCGACACUGUGUAAGUAUAAUUUAUCGAACAGCUAUGUAUUAGAGCUCUCAAAAUGACCGAUUGAAAAGAAUGACAUUUUUCAAAAACGAAAAAUUUUCUGUUUGACAUUUCAAACGAAUGUCGUUUUUAAAAGAUAAAUCAAAAUUGAUCAUUUUCAUUCUUUUCAUUUUGUGACUUUUCAAAUAAUGACUGAAAAAUAAAUGGUCAUUUUUUUUCAUCAUAAUCUGACUAGUAAAACAUUUUCGCCUUAAUGACCAAAAUUUUCAGAGUGAAAAGUGAAUUUUUACCUUUUUGAACAAACUUUUUUUUUUGUUCAAUUGUGAAAUUUAAGACUUAAGUUUUUUCGAACCGGGAUUUUCCGAAUCGAAAUCUGAAUCGAUACUUUUCCGAAUCGUACUUUUUCGAAUCAGGUGUAUACUUUUCCGAACCCAAACUUAUUAUUUACGACUCGUAACUCAAUUGAUUCUCCAGAUAGCACCUUUCUUUCGAUCUGCUCAUUUUUGACCAGUUCCAUAUAAUUUUUCUCGCCCUUUAACCGGCUUUUAGCUUUGCCCUUGACCAUCCAGCUGGAUUUUUUUUCCCAAUUUUUUUUCUUUAGUGCAAGAGGUGACGGAAGUACACUACCUGGCGCUAAGACGGAAGAUCAAAUUUGAACAAAAUAAGCCUCUGGACCCGAAAACAGAUUUCAAUGACCCCUAUGAUAAUUACUUGCCCACGUCAAACAUUUUUGAGCUCGACACUAGACAAGAAAUGACGGCAGAUUUCAUUGAAGCGGCGCAAAAGUUUGAAACCAUCAAAAAGAUGCAUGGAGUCGGCAAGGAGUUCGAGCCGCCGGCGGGAACUAAGAUUUGGUCGGACUUGCGCAUGAAAGACGCAGAUAAGAUGGAACUGGCCAAACUGGCCGAACAGCCAUUAGUCGAGAGAAAACCAAAACCCCAAAAGCCAAAAGGUCCCCCGAAGAUUCCAAAGAGGCGGCUAAAAGGAGGUGCCGAUCCGCCUUCCAGAGGAACCACCAGCGUCAUCAAAACCGAACAGCCAAAAAAGAAGGAAGACCCCAAAAAAGAAGGGACGAGAAAGGAAGACCCGAAAAUGGAAGGGGUGAAAAAUGAAGGCACAAAAAAGGAGGACCCAAAGAAAGGCGAAGCGGAGAAGAAAGAUGGAGCAAGAAAGGUCGUAGACGCUGCAAAUAUCGUUGUACGAGUCCUGAAAGAAGAUAAGCCGAAAGAAACAUUCAAAAUGCCGCUCCAAGCGCUAGAACUCAAAAACUGUCACCCGCUAUCUCUGACGGAACCAGUCAAUAUGAUCUAUGGCACGUGCAAGAGUAAAUCCAAGAUUUUGAGUGAGUUUUUUUUUCCAUCAGCUCAUAGUUGAAAUUUUUAUUCUCUUUUCUGAUUCAGCUCAUUACUUCACGCUGAUUCCAAUUAUGAGUGUGAAAAACACGCUUCAAAAAAAAUUUUUUAGAAGAAAUGGGUAUUUCAGGAGAUACUUUCUCAGUAAUGAUGUUGGUGACCGACAAGCUACAGCGUUACUACCAAGUUCAUGGGAAAGGUUUAGAGAAAGCUGAAAAAAAAGAACAUAAGUUAUUUAAAUUUAUUUCAGCCCUGGCGCUUCUGAAUCAAAACGCGAACAUGGUAGAGAUCAAAAUCAUCGAGAAAGUGAGAAACUACGCUUCUCAUGAUAAGAGCCUUUCGUCUUAUCCCGACUUUCCGUAUGAUGCGCCGAUGAGGGUAAAGAAUCCCACAUUCAAAAUGGUUCCCACGCAAGCUGUUGGUGAGUUUUCACAGGGAUCGAAAAUUAUAUGUUACAGUACUGGCCAUAAAGGUAUUUCAAAGUGGUUAUUCGAGCAUAACUUCUCUGAAAGUGGCUCAAAUGACUUGAAACUUAGCACAUAUUUCAAACAGCUAUACAGUUACUUAUUUUCAGAGAUAGAACUGAUUUGCUUGAGUCAGACCAGAUUUGUGAGCAAAAACCAAAAAUCGUGAAAAUGGAAACUUUUCUCUCUAGAUUCGAAAAAUAAUAUUUUCAAAGAAACGUCGGUUUUCAAUCAGAAACUUUUUUUGCCUUGUGAAACAAGUCUUCAGCUUUUCUAAAAACCUAACCAGCCCUUUACCAACCCGAUAGUAAGAGCGUAGUGACUUUUUCUUCGGAAGGCCCUUCAGUUUUGACGCCUCGUCAUCCAAAUGGACUAUACGAUGUCUAUUCUGUCAAACAGUUUGAGAACACCUCGAUUUAUGUUGAAAAACUUCAAAACACCUUCAAGAGUAGUUUUACACUGUUUUCCUCUGCUUUAUCACUUUAUCCGCUCUCCAGAAUUUACUAACUUCACUAGGACCGAUUUCGAACCUCUGGUUUGAGUUUAAGCUCGUUUUUCAAAAUCAGAACAGUCAUGUUAACAGAUAGCUGAUGAUGACAGUGGGAAAAUCGCUGUUUGAACUCAAAUUCAAAAAAAGUUAUACACCAAGAAACUUUCAAACGCAAAAAAAGAAAGAAACUUACUAGUUAGUAAACGACCCAACAGAUAGAAAAACCGUUUUUUUGGUGGGGUUCAGUUAAUGCUCUUUCUCAAAGACAAAGAAAACAGAAUCAAUUUCAUAAAAUUAUGCGUUUUUUUUAUUCACUUUUUCAGAGAAAGGGGUCUGCUAUAGUCUGUUCAGAUUUUGAAUGUCAAGUGCAAUGACGUCAUUCAAAAACACUCUGUGGAUGGCUCGCUCUCUGAUUGGUUUAUCGCACCAUUAUGGGCGGAGCUUGAGCGACGACUUAAAAUUCAAAAUCUGAACAGACUAUAACUUUAAAAAUAAAUAGAGAAGAAAAUUUGUUUCGGAAUUUAUUUUCAAAAGGGCAGAAAAAAGGGAAUUUCAACACUUUGAACGGUAUUUUUUGUACAAUUCUCAAAAUUUCAUCAACUUUUUCGAAGGAAAAAUGUACAAAAAUGAACAACAAGGGAUCGAACCUGCAUCAUGUUCCACAGCGCGAGGCCGCUAGCCACUACCCCACAUGGCAACAGAACUUUGCCGCCGCAACACAUUCCCUUCUUCCAUCCUAUGCAUUUUUCGCGUGCGAACUUUGAAAAGCCAUAUCUCGAUUAGAACGCAAAAGGCGCACUUUUUCAACUUUAUUGGAAUCACGGUGUCCUAAAGUACCUAUAUACCAAUUUUCAUCAAAUGCUCAACCCACCACCUUUUGCACUCCCCGAGUACGUUAUACCGAACAAACGCGAGCUGGAACUCGAAACGUGUAGACAAAACGUGUAGAAUGUGUUAUUUUAGGAAACUUUUAUGAUGCAUCUAUUAAAAUUCUUUCUUUCUUGAUAAGUUUUUAUUUUGAAGAGCAUUUGUUGCUCAUAUUUAUGGAAUUAGAGCUAUCUACGCUUCCUGUUAAAAAUAAUAAUCAUCUCAAACUUGAGAAUGUAAAAUGCGGAAAAUUGCCGGCGAUUGCCGAAAAAAAUUUCCGGUAGGUGCCGGCAUUGCCGAUUGCCGAAAAAAGCCCGCACAGCCCUGGUGUAGACGAAAGUUCGAAAAAUUAAAGAGUUGACAUAGUAAACGUUUUGUUUUUUUUUCUCAAAAUAUCAUAAUACGAUUUUUCUUCCCGUUUGGAACGCAUUUUUCAGCCUUGUACGAUGAGCUCAAAAGGCUGCGCUUUUCUGCCCUUCCGAAGGAGAAACGACUUUUGGAAUAUUUGGAGACCGAACAUGCCCAUUUGGCGAAUCUCUUGCACGCCGAAGGGCUCAACUAUUUCUACUGGCACAAGAGUUCGUUUCGCCCCUUUCUUGUCAUUUUUCGACAAUCGUGAGAAUUUCGAGAGAAACAAGAAUAACUAUUGAAGUCGCAUUACUGGAAUCCGGAAAAUUUUCCAAAAAAGGGAGAAUCGAAAUUGGUCGCGAAAAGUUUUUUUGAAAAAAAAAAAAACAAUUUCAAUUGCGGCUUGAAAAAUCUGAUGUUUGGAAAAAAAAAUGUGAUGGAAAAUCCGAAUUUCCCUGGCACAUAUCGACGUAGAGACAAACGAUACGGGCAAAUUCCAAAGGGGCUCAAAAAGAAAAGUUUGAAGCUAGGGAUCAAUAUUACUAUGGUUGGAUAGCUGCUCCAAUUCACUAUUCAUAACAGUUUAGAUUUUCAAAAAAUGGUUGAAAACAAAAAAAGUUAUGGUCAAAACAGUAGUAAAAAAAAGUUGCGAAAUAUAGUAUAGUCAAUUUUUCCCGACUUGAAAGGAGAGGGAUGCGGAGAAGGUGGCGGGACGCGUGGCGUUUGCGUACGCGGCUCUUGGCACGUGUUUAAUUCAACCGCCAGCGACUCUUUGGAGAGCUCGUUUAUCGCUCUUUUAUUAUUAUUUUUUUAAUUAUUUAUUGAUUUUUUUCAAUGUGCGCAUCAAAAAAAUAGUAGAAAAUAUAUUGAAAGAGCGGUGACCGAGCUUUUAAAAUAGUCGCUGGCGGUUGAACUGAACUCGUGCCAAGAACCGCGUACGCACACGCUACGCGUCCCGCCCCUUGCCCCGCCUCCCUCGCCUUUCAAGUCGGGAAACAUUGACUAUACUGAAAGUUUAGGUUUUACACUUUUGGUCGUUAGGCGCAGACUUGUUCUGCGCCAUUUGGGUUUAGGCUGGGUUGGAAAAAAAAGGGUUCAUUUUGUUUUCAUAUCGGAUUUAAUUUUUUUUAGUGGUUUAGUUCGGUUUUCAAAGUCAUAAUAAGUCAUUAAAACAGUAUAAAACCACAAUUUUGAAGAGAAAAGCUAUUUUUUCAUGAAAAAUAAAAAAUGGCCGCUGCGAGGAUUGAACUCGCGAUAUCAAAACUGUGAGCAAGCGCACUUGCGCUGCUCCACGUUCAUCCCUCGGAGAAGGGAGGCGUUCGCGCUAUAGACCACUUCACCUCGAAGUACAGCAUUUGCCGACUAUCUUCUUUAAAAAAAGUUAUGAUAGUUGAAUAAUUAUAAUUAUUAAUCACGUGUGUUCGCGAACAUUUGGAAAACCUAAAAAUAAUUUACUCAUAGAGAUUCAGUUCAAAAAUACCUCCGUUUUUCGGCGUUUGUUAUUAUUUUUUUAGCGUUGGCUUCAAAUUAGCAAUAAUUAAACUUUUAGGCAUCGUAGGAAUUUUUAUUUUAUUUUUUUAAUUGAUCAAAAAAAUUGAGUAACGUUUAAAAUUAGAAAAAUAAAAAAAGGCGCCAACGACAUCUGCCCAUAUUAAAAUGAAUUUUGAGAUUUUCACUGCCUUCUUUUUCUAAGAAAACAAAUUUUUUGGAAAAAGUUUUACACUAAUAAAGUUUUAGUUACAAUUCAAUCCACAAGUUGAAACAAAAAUUUUUUACUUACACGCUCUCGAAACCGAGUACAAAAUUUUCAACUUUGCGCGGCCUCACGAAAAUUAGGCAACGUGUAGUCUGUGUGCCACGACUUGAAAUUUCACGGAACGACAUUCCGCUGUUCCGCUGCGCGCCUUUGCGAACCUUGGUCGCGCUUUUCAUUUUUAUUAUUUUUUUAUCAAGGUACUCUACUCUCCUGUGCUCCCACAGCAAUAACAAUCAAUUGAAAGUGUGACCUAGAUUCGAAAAACGCUUCGCGAACGCACGCAGCGGAACAGCGGAAUGUCGUUCCGCGAAAUUUCAAGUCGUGGCACACAGACUAUAGAAAUUUCAAUUUUUUUGGUCUUAAAAGAUUUGUUUUUCACUUAAAAAUCGAAUUCGAAAGUUAAAAAAAGACGCCAACGACAUGGAAAUCGGUUAAAAACUCGAAGAAAAAAGUAGUUUUGGUUUUUUGUACGAAACUACGCUGAACGCUUUAAAAACCGGGUAAAAAGUAUAUGGGAUUGAAGAGGAAGGUUUUCUCUAUGAUUCCACUAAUUUUCUCCGUUUUUGGUUCAGUAUUGCGUUUGUGCGAACAACGAACACAAAAUCUAAAAAACCAGUGCAUUUCACCAUCGCAAAAAGGGGCGUGGCUUUGCGGUCUCUAUCUAAAGCUCCUUUUUGAGUUCCUAAAAAGUUGUCUUACGUUUCUGGGAUCCCUAGUAAGCAUAAAAAUUUUUUCAGUGACACAGCAACCGUGUCAGUUAUUUAACAAUAACUGUUUUUUCCAGCUUUCAUACCACUUGGAGAAACCAUUCUGCCGGGCGAGGAUCUCGGCGACGCUGCUCUCAGAGUUCUCGGUAACGAUUCAUUUGAACGAGGAAAAACAUCCAUGGUUGAUGGUUGAAGUUCUCUUUCUCUUUUUUUUGUUUUCAUACUUUGAUGUUUUUUGAGUUUGGUUGAAUAAAAAAAUUUUUUUCAGAUAAAGAGCACCGUCAGGAAGCGAUUUUUGCUGAAAUGAGUGAAGCUUACUGCAGGCUGCACCCUGAUCAAAGGCCGAAAGAAACGGAAGCUAAAAACCCGCCCGCUCCGAAAGAAGACAAGGUCUCAAAGGAGAAGAAAUCGAAGGAAAAUAACCCGAAGAAGGCGUAG